Molecule: messenger RNA, 2443 nt
Organism: Cicer arietinum (chickpea)
Lineage: Eukaryota; Viridiplantae; Streptophyta; Magnoliopsida; Fabales; Fabaceae
Molecular function (GO): ubiquitin conjugating enzyme activity
Source: RefSeq, a predicted model, not a curated record
AGUUUCACACUUCAUUUGUUUUUGUGUGUUGUGUGUUGCGUUACACACCCCGCGCCAAACGUUCACUCUUUUCUCACUCUUCUCUCACUCUUUCUCUCUGAUUUUUUUUGCAAAACAAGUUUCAUGGACCCUGACGUUGUUGAGAUUCCUCCUCCAAUUCACCAUCACCCUUCCAGAUUCAAAAAACAGAAACAGACCAUUGUGCAUGAUGUGAUUGACAUUGAUGACGACGACGACGUCGUUUCUAAUGAUUUAGUGAUAAUUGCUGAAAAAGUUGGUAAACGUGACAAGGGGAAGACAAUUGAAGCCGUUCAUGAGGGUUAUAGUGAUCAUCGAGCUAUGUCUGGCUUGGAAAAAUUUGGAUCAGCUGGCGGGAUUGAGUCUUCUAAUGGCCACCCUUCAAUAUCACAUAAUUUAAUCAACAUUGAUGGCCCUGGUUCUAAUCUUUCAUUUGAUGACGAUGACUACCUUGAUAUGUUGUCAGAUGAUUAUGCGGAUGUAGACGAUUAUGCUUUAUUACAGGCACAGUUUGAUAAUGUGGAUAUACCUCCCGGAAUCGAAGCACCUUUUACAUGGUUGCCAGAAUAUGACCUAGGUUUGAAGAAGACCGGAAAUAGUACAUGCAAUGCUAAAGAUAACUCUAAAAUCGAAGGAUCUAAAAUGGGUAGUUCUAGUUUGCAAAUCAAAACGGAUAAUGUCGAUCAAUCUUCUGGAACAAACUUGUCUCAACCUGCCCCUAAUAAGAAGAAAUCAGCUGCAUCACAGUGCAGUGGGCAGCGUGACUCAAAUCAUUCAUCAGGGUCAGGGUUGUCUAAGUCUCGGAGGUUUAUGAAAUCAUUCCACAGUAAAAUGAAAUCUGCUUUUUUUGGUUCAAAAAAACACGGUUCGGAUGUCAAUGCAGAUACCAUUAUGGUACAACGUGGCGGUAAGACGCCGUAUUCCCGGAAAUUUGGAAUUGCUAAGAAGGCAACUGGUAGUAGCAGUAGUUCGUUCCAUUCAAAUUUCAUUGGACAGGAUGGAUCAUUGCAUCCUCCGGUAACUAUUAAUAGUUAUAAUACUGCGAUUCCAACUCAUGCUGGGUUGUUGACUAGUCAUCCUAGUAUUAACCCAUUUUCUAUUAAUAAUUAUAACACUGCUAAUCCAACUCAUUAUUUUGAUGCUCCUCCUGAGCACGUCCCUCGGGUUCUCAAAUCCACCAGAGAUGGAGAUGACAGAGCAACUGUGAAUUCCCCAGAUUUGAUCAUCACUGGUGAAACCGUAAAUGAAACUCUGAGAAAAUUUCGAAGUUUUAAGCAUUUUGACACCGUCAUCGACACUUCGGACCAUUUCUUUAUGAAUUAUAAUUCCUCCACGAAGCAGAAUCCAAAGAGUUGGGCUAAGAAAAUCCAAGAAGAGUGGAAGAUUUUGGAGAAGGAUUUGCCAGAUACAAUAUUUGUGAGAGUCUAUGAAUCAAGGAUGGAUCUCUUGAGGGCAGUGAUUAUUGGAGCAGAAGGGACUCCUUAUCACGAUGGUCUUUUCUUUUUCGAUAUCCACUUUCCAAGUGGCUAUCCCAAUGUACCCCCGCUAGUCCACUACCACUCUAGAGGUCUUCGUCUCAAUCCGAAUUUGUAUGCGUGCGGUAAAGUAUGCCUCAGUUUACUUAACACCUGGUCUGGCGGCCCAAAUGAGAAAUGGACUCCUGGUGUUUCGACAAUUCUACAAGUUCUCGUUUCAAUACAAGGUCUAAUCUUGAAUGCAAAGCCUUUCUUCAAUGAACCUGGAUUUGCAAAUAUGAGUGGCUCGGCAAAUGGCGAAAGGAAAGCCCUGCAGUAUAAUGAGGAUACAUUCCUUCUAUCAUUGAACACAAUGAUGUAUACUAUAAGAAAGCCUCGAAAGCAUUUUGAGGACUUAGUUGUGGGGCAUUUCUACAGCAGAGCACAUGAUAUUCUGGUGGCAUGUAAAGCAUACAUGGAAGGUGCUCAAGUUGGUUGUUUGGUGAAAGGGGGAGUUCAAGAUGUUGAUGAGGGUGACAAAAGCUGCUCCAAUAAAUUUAAAUCUGGUUUAGUUGGAUAUGUGAAUCCUCUUGUCAAAGAGUUUGAAAGAAUUGGGGUUAAGGGCUGUGAGAAAUUCAUCUCGCUGCCAGCUACUACUACAUGACAUGAGUGAUCAAGGGACUUUUUUUUAAAAAAAAUCCAAUUUUGAGACUAUGAUACUAAAGGCUUUUUACAUCUAACUUCAUGCAGGUUCUUUUUUUACACUAAUUAUUAAGUAGUUAAAACUUACUAUGGCUGAACAUAAUUGCAUAUAUAGUUUUAUGUAAUUAUUGCUAGGAUUACAUGUCAUCUUUUAUAUACUUUCUUAUCUUUGCUAGGAUUAGAUUGUUAAUUGAACUCUUACAUUCAUCUUUUAAUUGAUCUUCAUUUUAUAGAUGAAGAAAUGCUUAAAAUAUCCAUUUUAAUCUAAA